Anoplopoma fimbria (sablefish) is the source of this 2935-nucleotide messenger RNA. RefSeq names its product cilia and flagella associated protein 251 (gene cfap251). Lineage: Eukaryota; Metazoa; Chordata; Actinopteri; Perciformes; Anoplopomatidae. Gene Ontology annotation, cellular component: sperm flagellum. Gene Ontology annotation, molecular function: protein binding. The record is from RefSeq and is a predicted model, not a curated record.
GCUAAGCAGAGACGUCGACAGAAGACGUCUAAAGUCAUAUGAAGCAACUGCAAAGAGAGAUCAGUCCUCAGGGACAGGAAGUGAUUUGAUAACAUGGCAAACGCUGAAGCGAGUUCAGGAGGAACAGAGGCAGAGACACUCCAGAUGUCUCAGGUCUACACUGCGACCAGAGACACGCUCCAGAAGAAGACGACCCUCAGGAGGACACAUGCAUUGUCUCUAGAUUGGGUGUUUGGGAUGAAUCCUGCUCCUCCUGCCAUCAGUCUGCAAGACCACGAGCAGCUGGUGGUCCUCUAUGCAGGAGCUAAUGUUGGGGUCAUCUACAACCACACAACAAACUCCCAGCACAUACUUCAGGGUCACUGCUGCCCCAUCUCAUGUAUGUGUGUGAGUGAGGACAGACGCUGGAUCGCAUCAGCAGACCGGGGGCUGAACAGCACAGUGAUGAUAUGGGACUCCUACUCUGGCAUUCCUGUGCAUACAUUGUUCAAUUGCCACCCUGAGAGAGGUGUCAUUGCGAUGGCAUUUUCAAGCGACACAAAACAUCUGGUAACCCUCGGGGCUGACGAAGUUCAACGUGUGUGUAUUUGGGAUUGGACAAAUGAAACAGAUAAGCCUUUGUGCUUUACUGAACUCAAUCCCAUCCAUGGUUUCCAAGAUGUCAUCAUUUUUAAUCCAAAUGAUAGCACUCAGCUGCUCAGCAACAGCGAAAGUCAGUUGCUAUUUUACAGCAGGGCCGAAGGAAGUCUGCAAUACUUUGCCCUGCAGAUAAAGAAGUAUUCUCCUGACUCUUCUCAAACUGUCAACAUGGCUGGCAGGUCACUGAGCCAGUCUGUGUUUCACUGGAGAGAUCCUCAGAUCCUAACAGCGACUGCGGCAGGCAGCAUCGUUGUGUGGAAUUUGAUGGAAGACUUUGCUUCAAACCAAAGCCUCCCCACAGAUAGAAUCAAUAUCAUUCACCUUCAGAAGGACCCAAUCACUGCCCUCACUGUAUCUGACAGCUGCAUUGUGACUGGUGACACUCGAGGCCACAUCAAGUUUUAUGAUGAAGAAUUCAUGCUUCUCACUUGGUACGGUGAAUUCAACCUGGAUGUUAUUGUUUCCAUGUCCUUUUCCAAAGAGUGUGCAGAGGGAUACCUGCAGGACUGCACUCUGGAGGCAAAACCAUUAAUCAUCAGGAACUUUGUUGUGACCACAGCCAGUUCCACAGUGGUACAUGUGAAUACACAGAAAGGCAUCCCUCAGAUCUUGCUACAUGAAGAAAGUCAGCCUAUACAUGCAGUGGCCUGCCACCCCAAACAGCCAGCUGUGGCCAUGGGCAGUCACCGGGUUUUAAAAGUGUGGGACUAUAACAACAAAGUCAUCAUCUGCAGCAGGGUCUUCGAGGAGGAGCAGAUUCAUUGUGUCACAUUUGACCCUAAAGGGUUAUACCUGGCAGUUGGCUUUGGUAGUGGAGCUGUUCACAUACUGAAUUCCAGCACUUUACAAAGUGAUCCAGAGGAAUGUUUUCAUUUCCAUAAAGACGGCAUCCAACACAUCACUUUCUCCUCAGACUCAAAGUAUCUUGCCACUGCGGAUGCCGGCAAAGCAGUGACCGUAUUCCGCCUUCAGACUAAAGAAAGAUCUCUCCCUCGUUGGGCAUAUAUGGGCAGACACCACUCCCACUACAAGCCCAUCAAAGACCCUUUUGGGGUUCAUCUGGACAGCACACAACCCAGACUGCUCUCUCUGGGAAUGGACCGCCGACUAGUGGAGUAUGACCUGGAAAACAGUGACAUAAAUAAGCUUCUCAUCCUGAGCAUUGAGCGCAUUGAGCAAAGCGCUGUGCCAAUGUGCAUGAGUUGGUAUCCUCCACUUACUACUGAGCAAUUUCUCCUUGUUGCCUCAGACCAAUACAAGAUGAAGCUUUUCAACAGCACUACCAAGAUGUGCAGAAAGACUCUCCUUGGCCCAACAUAUGGCUCUCCCAUUAACAAAACAGUGGUCCUUUCCACGUCUAAAGAACCUGAAACAAACUCAUAUUACCUGGCUUACAUCACAAAGGACAAGGUGGGCCUCCAGGUUAUGCCUCUGGAUGGGAACCCCUACAGGUCCAAUGCUGUGAUCUGUCAUCCGACAGGGGUGUCCACUUUUGCCUGCUCCUACGACGGCCGAUUUGUGUUCACUGCAGGAAGAUUUGACUGCACUGUCCUGUCGUGGGAAAUAAGCUUAAAUGCUUUGGAGGCGGCAGCUGCCUUGGGAGGGAAGGACCUGAUGCCCUUCUACACUCUUUUAGAGGGAGGCAGAGAUGGCAAAUUCUACAGGGAGAUGGAGGACUUUUUCUAUUACUGCCAAGUUCGCCAUCAAGGCACUGACUCAAUGGAGAAACGACAAUUGUCUACCAAAAUCCCUCUGUCAGAGGUUCCCUCUCUGAUGAGAGCUUUGGCCUACUUCCCUACUGAGCAAGAGAUAGAAGAUAUGCAUAACGAGAUCAAGUUCAGCAAGUAUGCAGAAACAGGCCAAUAUGUGACCGACAUCGACCUGGAGGAGUUUAUCAAGCUGUAUAUCAACCAUCGGCCAGCUUUAGGCAUCUCUAGCAAAGAGCUGGUUGAAGCUUUUCACACCCUUGGUCACCAUGAUAAUACAGGACAGCUUGUUUUGCGUAAAAAUUUACUGCUGGAACUUUUACAGGCUCUAGGAGAACCCAUGACAGAGGAAGAGGUGGCAGAGUGUUUCACUACACUUUUAUGCCUCAGUGAAGAGGAGGAAGAAAAAGAAGCAGAGCAAGGAGGGGAUCAAUCUGACCAUGACAGUUCUAAAUCUGACAGUGGAAAUUCAGAAUAUUCACUGGCGUGUGCGAUCCCCGAUGAGAUAUCCAUGGAGACAUUUACAGGUCACAUCUUGGGUUUCCCGUCCUCAGCUGAGCAGAGUGGUGGGCCUUCCCCUCCAGAGUGAU